UAACGCUUCAUGGAGUGGUGCAAUUAAACCAUUAAAGUCAUCCUGGUUGGAUCAGCUGACAAACGCGGACGUAGCUCAGUGAUUGAACUAUUAAAGUUGCCAACUUGGUCAAAGUGAAAGCGGUUUGUUUCAGUGUAAAGGAGGGCUUUUAAGUGUUUUAAUGAAGUUCGACUUGUCUCCAAUCGGGAGGCGAAGACCCGCACGGGGAGUCUCUGCAAAGACACCUUCAAAGAAACACAACGAUUUUAACUACCUGCCGGAUGCAUUGCCUCCUCUUCCUGAAGUCCCGGACUCCGGCUCUGUCCUGAGCUCCGUUGAUUUACCGGCUCGCUGCCUCCGCAAUCCGGCCUUCCUCCACGCCUCCUCCCGCUACUGCUCCGCCCUCAGCAUGGACUCGUCUCCGGACAGCGCAGAGAGACCCGUCAGCUACAGCUCCACGUCUUCCUCCGCUUCCUCCAGGGACAGUCACUGCUCACUGGGUAGCCGCUCCACCCUGGUGCAGGCCCCUCACUGUAACCCAGUGACCUCAGACCAGGACUCUGGGGCGAUUCGGUUGGAACUGGUCCCAGCCCGGCAGCUGGGAUGCCAGGAGGAAGAUGACAGAAAUGAUACAGGGGUGGACAAAGGGAAGGGACAAGGGAGACAGAGCAGUGCACAGACUCCAACAGAACAUUCAGAGCCUGAACUCGGCCCGGAUGGAGGAGAGCGGACAGGGCAAGGGCAGGGACCUAGGACGUAUGUAGACAGGGUGGUGCAGGAGAUACUGGACACCGAGAGAACCUACGUCCAGGACCUGUGCAGCAUCGUCGAGGACUACAUGGAGUCUAUCAGUAACCAGUCCCGUCUGGCUUUGAGCUCUGAGGAUAAAGGCUCUCUGUUCGGCAACAUCCAGGACAUCUACCACUUCAACAGGGACCUUCUUCAUGAUCUUGAGAAGUGCAACGCUGACCCUGUGGCCAUUGCUGAGUGCUUUGUAUCAAAGAGUGAAGAAUUCCACAUCUACACUCAGUACUGCACCAACUACCCACGGUCGGUGGCUGUGCUGACAGAAUGCAUGAGGAACAAGGUGUUGGCCAAGUUUUUCCGCGAGCGCCAGGAAUCUCUGCGGCACUCCUUGCCCCUGGGCUCCUACCUGCUCAAGCCAGUGCAGAGGAUCCUCAAGUACCACCUACUGCUGCACGAGAUAGCCAACCACAUGGAGAAGGACACAGAGACGUACGAGGUUGUGCAGGAAGCCAUCGAAACCAUGCAGAGAGUGGCCUGGCACAUCAACGACAUGAAGAGGAAACACGAGCAUGCUGUUCGGCUGCAGGAGAUCCAGAGCUUGUUGACCAACUGGAAGGGCCCUGAUCUGAUUGGCUACGGAGAGCUGGUCCUCGAAGGAACGUUUCGUUUACAGCGAGCCAAAAACGAGAGAACUCUUUUCCUGUUUGACAAGCUCCUGCUCAUCACCAAGAAACGAGAAGAAACUUACACGUACAAGGCUCACAUACUGUGCUGUAACCUGAUGCUGGUGGAGGUUAUUCCCAAAGAACCACUCAGUUUCAGUGUGUUUCACUACAAAAACCCCAAACUUCAGCACACAGUCCAGGCUAAAUCCCAGCAAGACAAGCGCAUGUGGAUCUUACACCUCAAGAGACUCAUACUUGAAAACCAUCCUGCUAAAAUCCCAGCCAAGGCAAAACAAGCAAUUCUAGAGAUGGAUGCAAUGCAUCAUCCCGGGUUUCAUUUCAGUCCUGACGGGGACAAGAAGGAUUCCCCUCAGACCAAAGAGGGUCCUACCCCUCGCAGAGGACGCAGAAAAGAACCUCUGUCCAAGCUGUUGAAAAAUGCCAAGCAAAAUGCCGCAAACACAGACGGCGAUAAGCGAACAAGUCUUGGUGCCACCCUGCUGUCACCAGUGUCCCAGCUGGCUUUGGGCACUAUAGGCCGCAGCCGUAGCCUCAUUAACCAAUCACAGGAGUCCCUGGACCCUGGGGAUCACUACGACCACAGCGACAGGGAGGAGGAGCAACAUCAGCGAGAUGCAGAUGAUGAAGAUGAUAGUGGCUUGGGAGGUGGGAAGAGGCUGCGGGUUCCUGGCAAAAGCAGCAGGAAGAGGCUCAACCCUCAGGCAUCUGUUGAUAGCAUAGAGCAGUGGAAAUCCUUCAACAUGAGCCCGUCAGACUUACAGAGAGCCAGAGAAUGCCUCGUACGAGAAGGAAGCCACCACCCGCCUCUUCUCCGAUCCCCUAACGUGACAGAGGAGCCUCCAGACUCCCCUGUUCCCGCUGUAGUAGUCACCGAAAGUGAUAACUCAGUGAGGAACAUCUGGGCCGACCACCGCGCUCGCAGGGCCAUGUUUCCCACCCGCCAACGAACCAUGCAGCCUGAUGACGAGGACGAAGACAUCUACCAGAUGUUCGUCCCCACAGAGCCAGGUGCACCAGAACCAGAGGUGACCACAGAGAGGUCAGAGGCCACGUCCUCACCCAAGACAGCUCGACCCUGCAGCUGGCACGUUGAACAGGUUCCAACUGUGCAAAUUGACCCUCCACCCAAUGGGGGCAGAGUCCUGCGGAGGGCGAGCAGCGCAGGGGAGAAGACUACAGAGGCUGCACAGAGUCCGGAUGAUGACCAAUCAGGGCACAGCAACCUGGAAGUGAUCCACACUGAAUCUUCAAGCAAUGACUUGUCAGGGUCCUCCUCAGCUGAGCAACUGACAAUAGACGAUAUUGAAAAUGUGUAUGAUAAUAUCAGCUAUGAGGACCUGAAGAGCAUGGGCCUUGUCAGAAGGGACCCUGAGGAGAGCCAGUCAGGGAAAGAGACUUCCACAGAUGCACAGGGAUCCCAGGGGAAGGCAGCAAGGGUACUAAAUGAACCAGAGGUUCCAGGGGUCGCAGAGCCUAAGAUUGAGCCUGACAGUUCCUCAGAUAGCAACCGGUCUUCAGCGCAGGAGGGGAGGCGGUUUGAGCUGAAAAUAGUAGAGGAGAAUAUCUAUGACACCAUCUGUUUCAGGGAGCCUCCAACGACAGAGGUCAAAGGAAAGAGUGAAGAAAACAAAGUAAAAGAAGAGAGGGAGAGUCUGCAGGCAUCUGAACACGACCUCACUGGAAGCCUUAAAGCUUCUGUGUCCGAGGAGAGCAUCCACUUUAGAGAGGAUCACAAACACGACAUCUCCCGGCCUGUCACAUGUUCCUCUGAGCCAGAUUACUCCUCCUCCUCCGCCUCUGAGACCUUCUCCCAACACCCCCAGAAAGGGGACAAGAUGUCGGAGCAGGUCGAUGAGAUCUGGAACGACCUUGAAAACUACAUCAAGAUCAAUGAGAAGAAGGCUGAUAGACUCCCUGCCGCCUUCCCUGUUGGUGCCAGUGAGUCCCCUAAGAAGGCUUCCUCAGUCAAAACCAGUCCUACAAAGACCCAAAGUCCUCCAACCAAGAGCCCUCCAGCACACCAACCCCCUAAACCCGCUGCUGUCACCUCCACACCAUCUUUCACCAUCCCAGUCAUCAACCUCCCUGAACAACUAACUGAAACCCCUGCAGCGGAAGAAAACCACAACCCACCUCCCACCUCACGCCCCCUCCCUGCCACCCCUGAGCCCCUCCCAGGCACGGGGAAGAACAUUCGGAAAAGACUGGCCCGCCUAAGCAGCGGUAGCUUCCGCCUUGAGGACGACGACCUGGUGGAGCUUCCUACUCGUAAGGACAUUCAUAGCUUAUUUCCAGGGGAGCUGGCAGGUCUAGACUCGCCCCUAGCGUCCUCAUCCCUCCUGUUGGGUGAGUCCGUGGACUUGGACCUGAUGGACAAAUCAAAGAGCCGGGUGUUCCUGAUGGCGCGGCAGUACAGCCAGAAGAUUAAGAAAGCCAACCAGCUGCUGCGCAUGAGGAGUAUGGACCCGGGGGACUCAUCUACCCGAGCCAGACAUGAGAAGAAGCAGAAAGACCUUGCAGCUAUUUUAGAGGAAAAGAAACAAGGGGGCGCUGCCAUAGGUGCGAGGAUAGCAGAGUACUCAACGCUCUACGACCAGGUCAUGUUCAGAGAUCCUUCUGGCAUAGCUGGUCCGUCCUCUGUUACUCCACAUCACUCCCACCCAGGGCUGCCGUACUCUCCAUCCAUGCCUGAGACCUCUCUGGAUGAGGACUGGCUCCACUCUACUUACAGCAACGGGGAGCUGGUCAGCUUCGUCUCCUCGUCCAGCGAGGGUGAAGAUGCUCGUGUGUCUUCUACCCCCCAACGCAGACUCACCUCCUCCUGCUCCAUCCCCUCUCUCAUGACAUUGCCUCCCUCUCCAACCACCCCGCCGUCCCAGAGAUGGAGUUCGUGCAUAUCGGCGCCAAGCGAAAAAGAGGAGCAUGUGUACAGCACCAUUAAGAGACAUCCUUCUUUUAAUGCUCCGUCUUCGCCCUCCUCCAAGUCUUCACCGUCUGGUCACUGUCAGUCAGUCGGCUCUCAGGGCAACCUGCAGCAAGAGAAGAACCAGUCUGGACUCAAAUGUAAUGGACCCACCGUGGACCGAUCCACAGACAGACUCCAUGGUCCGAGUCUUGGUCGUGUUGGUCGGCAGAGUAGCCUCCCAGAGCGCUCCACUCAAGGACUUUCAGACAUCACGUUACACGACGGUCAACAGGUGGUGGUCCUGAACCGGGCUUCUGCACUGAGCAUACUCAACGCCACCCAGAACUACUUGGUAAAUUUUAGGGACAACGAGGAAGACGAUGAUGACUAUGUAGAGAUCCGCUCUGAGGAUGAGAGCGAGCAAGAGCAGGGGAGGUUGGCGAGGCAAAGCAUCAGCUCGGCAGUCCUUUCCAAUCAAAACCGGAGUCUCGCCCACUCCCAGAGUCUGCCGAGCACACCGGUGCGCUCCUGCGACCCGCUGCGUUCUCUAAACCGAGAGCAGCUGGAGAAGUACCUGUGGAGCGAGCCGCAGCAGAGCCAACCCAAAAUUGUCCAGUCCCUGAGGGAGAAGUUUCAGUGUCUGAGCUCUAGCAGCUUUGCCUGAGUCUGUAUGAUAACUUCAAGCCAAAUCUGUAUAAACACACAGCAUAUAGAAACACAAGGGACACUUCUGCUUUGCCUUGAAUGCCCAUCUUUCAACAUCAUAGUCCACAGACAAUAAAUAAUAUCACACAAUGUAGAUCAGAAGUGAUGUCCUUGAAUGCAGACAUCAACCUCCUCUAACACCUGAGCACUCUGUUACAGGGCUUAAAAACAUGAUAGUUGUUUUAAUAAACAAAUUGCCACAUCAGUCUGCAUGUGAGCUGCCUUAGCACUUCCAGGUUCAAGUCGUCUUCUUGUGUAUGUUUCAAAGAGGGAAAAGUUAGCAAGACGAGGCAAAUUCAAAGUGGUCUCAGUGGUUUGUAAAGGCAUCACAGUGGCUGAAGGGGUUUUAAUUUUUAACGGAAUUCAAUUCUUUUACGCUUUUUGUGUGAGCCUCGAGCAGAAAAUUGGAGCCUUAGGGAUUGAUUCUGUAGGGGGACUGCACAGACAGUAGUUCAGGGGAUCUGUUCAUACUUUGUGGAACUUUUACUUACCUUGCAAGGAGCACCUCCUCAAGCUCCGUCUUUUAACUCGCUGUCAAGAUUAUUUAAACGGCAUUUUCAGCACUAGCUAAUCCUAACCUCUAACCCGGCUGUUAGCGGCUACAGUUUUAAAUGUGCUUACAUAAUCAAGCAGCUGUGAACAAGAAGCAUUUAAAGUCUGCGAUUCCUCCACACAGGCUAGAUUGUCACUUUACUCAGCUUUUGAUAGCAUUAAAUGUAACAAAGGAUACAACUGUAAACAAUAUACACAAGAUUCCAUAGGUUAAGUUGUAACUAGACUUUGACUUUUAAGUCUGUUUAAAGUUGUUGUAUUUCACUCGACCUGACAUCUCUGUAGGUUAUCAAGCUUUAAAAAUCAGGAGAAGAUGCUUAUAUGUAGAUAAUCUAUAAGCAACAGUAGGACUUCCCUUUUCUUUAGCAUCUGAGUGAACUGGUUAUGUUUUUAUGUCAUACUGUCAGGGGGCAUCCUUCAUCCAGAGUGAAAUAUGCAUCUCAACAGUGUUUGUUUUUAAAUCCUGCUCAUUUUAACAUGUGUUUUUAAGAGGGACCACGAAGGACAGGAACAAGGAUGGUUGGUUUAUAGCCUACAGUACUGUAUUUGUUGUAUAUGAUUUUUCUUCAAGUGGAUUGUCAACAGUUUUUUUUUUUUUGUUUACAUUAUCGGACACUGUCACACUACUGAUUCUGCAUCCACAGUCACUAAAAGGGUAUGAUUGUUUUCAGUCAUUUCAGUAUGGUUCACACUGCACAAACGUUCUCUCUUUUAUUGAUGCAUACCAAGAAUCGAGCACACACUUCUUAAACUUGUUUCAAAAGUCACUACGGUUGUUAUUUAUUUGAACAUCUCAUUAUUUUGGCCAUAUUUGCUUUUGCUCAAAGCCACAAACAAUGUAAAAUAAAGUAAAAUGUAUUUAUUAAAAGAAGGGUUUGUUCAGUUUAAGGGGCAAAAAGAAAAAUUAGAAUCAAAUACUGUGAAUAUUUUCAGAAGUGGAUGGGUUUUUUUUUCACGCACUGCUUAUCACAAGUUUCAGGUCACCAUAACAAACAAAAGUUGGAAAAAAAAAGCACAAAACCACGGCCUACUGCUCGUACCAGGAAAUGUGCAUCAAACUUAAGAAAAGUAAGGAAUAUGAAGUAUGUUCUAUUUUCAUUGUUCAGUUUGUCCUCUGUUUCACUGGUGGGGAUCGUCAGUUUGGACCCUGUUUGCACUUUUCUGUCUUUUUUUAUUUUAAUUUUUUAUUUGUAAACACUUUGUAAAGAUGUACAUUUUAGGAAAGUUAUACUUGUAUGCCUUAGGUAUGCUUUAUAAUGCUUUAAUGUUUAAGUUAAGUGUACUGUAUUUUUUUAACUGCCUAGUUGUCAUUGCUCAACAAAACAAUGUACUGGAGGUAAUAAAUUCAGAUUAAACUCA
Messenger RNA from Notolabrus celidotus (New Zealand spotty), 6933 nucleotides. RefSeq names its product pleckstrin homology domain-containing family G member 1. Lineage: Eukaryota; Metazoa; Chordata; Actinopteri; Labriformes; Labridae. The transcript is spliced from 17 exons. The record is from RefSeq and is a predicted model, not a curated record. Gene Ontology annotation, biological process: intracellular signal transduction. Gene Ontology annotation, molecular function: guanyl-nucleotide exchange factor activity. Bases 161 to 4981 code for a protein of 1606 amino acids.